Messenger RNA from Arachis ipaensis, 1375 nucleotides. The record is from RefSeq and is a predicted model, not a curated record. NCBI's taxonomy places the organism in Eukaryota, Viridiplantae, Streptophyta, Magnoliopsida, Fabales, Fabaceae.
UAACAUUCUGCAGUUAAAGUAAAAAGCCAUCACAUAUACACUUAGCUUGUUGUCGCACAAUAAUAAUCAAUGGGGUCUUUCAUUAGAGUGUUGGUUUGUGUGCAUAUGUUUAUGUUGUUCCACUUUUUUGCAUGUUUGUCUUCUCAUCAUUCAUGCCAUUCAAAGGAGAGUUCUGCAUUGCUUCACUUCAUCAACACUGAACUCAGUUUUGACACCGACUUUUCUUAUGAGGAUGACUGCCCCCAGCUUUUUCCAAAGACGAGUACGUGGAGAAAUGGGACAGAUUGCUGUUCAUGGAUGGGUGUCACGUGCCAUUCUGUGUCUGGUCACGUGAUUGGCCUUGAUCUUAGUUGUAGUAUACUUAAAGGUAAAAUCCAUCCUAACAGCACUCUUUUCCAGCUUACUCAUCUCCAAACACUCAACCUUGCUUUAAAUAAUAUCUCUGGACCUGAAUUGCCAUCUCAAUUUGGUAGAUUUGUGAGUCUCACACACCUCAACUUAUCUGAUUGUGAUUUCAAAGGUGAAAUUCCUUCUCAAAUCUCACACCUUUCCAAAUUACAAUCACUUGAUCUCUCUUGGAAUGAUGGUUUGAUAUGGAAAGAAAUCACUUGGAAGAGAAUGUUGCAAAAUGCAACUGGUUUAAGAGAGAUUAUAUUGGAUGGUGCUAACAUGUCUUCCAUCACUACAACUUUCUCCAAUUGGUCUUUCUCUUUGGUUACUCUUAGUCUUGUUCAUACUGGAAUAAGGGGACAUUUGACAAGUCACAUUCUUUGUUUACCCAAUCUUUAUGAGCUUUAUCUGUCUGAAAAUCAAAACAUUCAAGUCCAUGUUCCAAAGUUAAAUUGCAGUACUUCUCUUAAUUUUUUGGAUCUUUCAUGGUGUCAAAUCCCAAGAUCACAAAUUCCUCCUUCCUUUUCUAACCUCACACAUCUCACUUACUUGGACCUUUCAUACAAUACAUUUACUAGCCCAAUCCCAUCAUUCUUCUCAAACCUUCAACAUCUCACUCACUUGGACCUUUCAUUCAAUGAAUUCAGUGGCUCAAUCCCAUCAUUUCUCUCAAACCUUCAACAUCUCACUCACUUGGACCUUUCAUACAAUAGAUUUAAUGGUCAGUUUCCAAAAGUAAUUGGUCAAUUGACCAAAUUACAAACACUCAUUCUUGCAGGUAACAAUUUAGGAGGAAAGUUAUUGCUAUCUUCAUUAGCUAACUUAACUCAAAUUUCUCAAUUGGAUUGUUCUCAUAAUAAGUUUCAGGGGCCUCUACUGUAAAAUCCCUACAAUACCCCUUGUUCCUCUUUUUUUUCAAACCAAACCCUAACCCUCUUCUAACACACUCACUCACCUCUCACUACCACACACACUCUCACUCCCG